UAUGGUUAUGGAAGUUUUUGAUUUGUUGGGAUUGGUUUAAGCUUAUUAUUGUUCUGGGAAAGAUCCAAGAUCAAUCAUCGAUGGGAAAGAAGAUUAGCAAGAAAAAAACCAAGGAAAUAAGGGAGGUAGUAGGAGAAGCAUCGUCUGGUUCAAUCGUUGGAGGAGAGACAUCAGAGCAGCAAACUCAACCUCGUAGAAAACGAGGAAGACCUCGCAAAAUCAUUGAGAAUACCCAAAUCACUACUGAAGUUGAAGAGGAGAAAAAUCGAGCAGAGGAACAAAAAGAAGAAGAAGAAGAAGAAGCAGAAACAGUAGUGGAGGAGAGCGAUUCGAAGAGAAUGAAAAGCAGCGACGUGGAACAGAUGAAAGGGAUUAGGUCGACAACGUCGACAUCCGUUGGUGAUGUGAAAGGAGGAACUGGGCCAUCUGAUGAAAGAAAGAUUAAUGAACCUGCAAAGAACAGAAGAUGGAGAAGAAAAAGCCAACCUCGAAAGAGCAGUUAAUGUCUUGUUUAAUCUUAUUAUCA
Telopea speciosissima is the source of this 526-nucleotide messenger RNA. RefSeq names its product histone H3.v1. The coding region runs from base 81 to 503 and encodes 140 amino acids. NCBI's taxonomy places the organism in Eukaryota, Viridiplantae, Streptophyta, Magnoliopsida, Proteales, Proteaceae. The record is from RefSeq and is a predicted model, not a curated record. The transcript has a single exon.